GCCAUGGCGCUGCGGCUGCUGUCCCACCCGUCGCUCACGGCGGCGCAGCUCCGGCAGCUCCACGGCCACCUCCUCACCUCCUCCCUCCUCGGCGACCGCUACCUCCCAAACAUCCUCCUCCGCGGCCUCCUCCCGGACGCCCCUCUCCGCGCCCUCGCCCUCUUCCCCCGCCUCCGCCGCAUCCUCCCCGCAUUCCUCCCCAACAACUACACCUUCUCCUUCCUCCUCACCGCCUCUAUCGCCACAGCCAUCCCCAUUCCCUCGCCGUCGUUCACCUCCUCGGCCCACACGCAGCUCAUCUGCGCGUUGCACGCGCUCGCCGUGACGCUCGGCUGGGACGCGCACGCUUACGUCUCCAACGGCUUCAUCCACGCCUACGCCUCCCGCGGCUUCCUAGACGCCGCGCGCCGCGUCUUCGACACUGCCGUCCUCGCCCGUACGGACGACGUCUGCUCCUGGACCUCGCUUCUCACGGCCUACGCCAGGGCCGGGCACAUGGACGACGCACGCUCCCUGUUCGAUGGAAUGCCGCACAAGACGCCCAUCGCCUGGAGCGCCAUGCUCAGCGCCCACGUCGGGGCAGGCGGCUUCGUGGAUGCGCUCGAGGUGUUCGACAUGAUGCUCAGUGCUCGUAUCCGGCCCAACAGGGCGGCUAUCGUUGGCGCACUGGCUGCAUGCGGUGGGCUCGGGGCGCUGGAGCAGGGCCGGUGGGUGCACGCUCUCAUCACCGCUACCACCGGUAGGAUGGAUGCGGGGGUGGCUACUGCGCUGGUGGACAUGUAUGCUAAGUGCGGGAACCUAGACUCGGCAAGGCAGGUGUUCGCAGCCAUGCCGGAGCCCGAGCGCGACGUGUUUGCUUACACGGCCAUGAUCUCGGGGCUCUCGGACCACGGUCACUGCCAGGAGGCCGUUGAGCUGUUCGGCCAGAUGCAGGACCAGGGGGUGCGCCCCAACGAGGUCACCUUCAUCUGCGUCCUCUGCACUUGUGCCCGUGCCGGCGGCGGGCUUGUCAGCGUCGCUAGGGAGAUCUUCCAGAGCAUGUCUGCCGUCCACGGCAUCGAGCCCGGCGUGGAGCACUAUGGGAGCCUGGUCGACGUGCUCGGCCGUGCCGGGAUGCUUGCGGAGGCCGCGGCUGUGGUGCGGGCAAUGCCGAUGCGGCCCGACUCAUACGUGCUAGGUGCGCUGCUCAAUGCAUGCCGGGUGCACGGUGGUGACGGCGUGAAGCUCGGAAAGCAGGUUGUGGAGUGGCUAGCGGAACUUGGGCUCGACCACAGCGGCGUGCACGUGCAGCUGUCCAACAUGUACGCCUGCUCCAGCAAGUGGGAGGACGUGGUAAGGAUCCGGUCGGUGAUGGAGGAGAAGAAGGUGGCCAAAGUGCCCGGCUGCAGCAUGGUCGAGGUCGAUGGCGUCGCUUGCGAGUUUGUUGCUGGCGACCGCUUCCUUGAUCCGUGCAUCAACACCGUCGUCAGAGGGCUCGAUCAGCAGCUCAGGCUGCUUGGCCAUGACUACCGUCACCUCGAGGAGCUAUCCAACUUGGCGUAGGUUUAGAGCCCGUUUCCGUCUCAGGUCGCAGCCGUGUCUUGCCUCUUAUAAGUUGGAACACCACGGCUCGUACCACAAAUACACAUGGCAAACAUUGUUCAGCCGAAAGGGGCGCAGAUCCAUUGCUCAGAUGACAUGCUCAUGGAGAUUUCUCCUACCUGCCGGCCAAGACGCCGAGUUGGUCAGCAACUUCCGCAGCUUGACAUGCUCUCAUCGGCUACCUUCGUGGAGCUUCACCGCUGGCGAGCCAACAGGCCAGGCCAGCUGAAGCCUUUCUUCAGUACUACCGCCGAGACCUCUGAAGGGGAAUCCUUACAGAGAUGUAUGGAAUGAUUACGAAAUGCGAUUUAUCUCCACGGUUUCCUUCAGGCAUUUAAGAAGUUGAUAAAGAGACUAAUGAGCUGGAAGACACAAGGCAGAUUGAUCCCCGUAGCAUCGACUAACAGUUUUGGUUUUCCUCAGAUUACUAGCAGCUACCUGGAGAUGUCACAGUGGUGCUUUCAGCACGCUACCCUGUUCAAAUGGUGGCUUCCUAAGUGCAGAUGAUGGUGUUGAGCAGCUCGGUGGAGGACCUCCUCAAGAUGUCUACUUAGUUUUGGAGUUCUCCAUGUUAGUGUGACCUUGCUGUUCACAGACAACCACUACGACAGCACCUACCCAUAGAUCUCCCGUGCGGAAAUUGAACAGAUUUUUGUCUUCCAGAAAUGGAACAGAUUUUUUGCUAGGUUAUGCGAUGAUCGAAGCAGCUAGGGUGUACUACACUGAUUCUUCUGUUGGCACAUACUGCUAGUACCAAUGGAUUGAUCAGUUGUCAUAUAAGGAUAAGAAAACAUAGAUCUGAUUAGUUUCUGUUACUGGUUCGUAUGUACUACUGCACUAAACUCGUGUGUAUAUCCUCUCGUGUCUAUUGUUGUUUCUUUGUAUCACU
This is a messenger RNA of Triticum dicoccoides, 2470 nucleotides long. Its product is annotated as pentatricopeptide repeat-containing protein At5g66520-like. Gene Ontology annotation, biological process: RNA modification. Bases 4 to 1542 code for a protein of 512 amino acids. The transcript has 2 exons. Lineage: Eukaryota; Viridiplantae; Streptophyta; Magnoliopsida; Poales; Poaceae. The record is from RefSeq and is a predicted model, not a curated record. Gene Ontology annotation, molecular function: RNA binding; protein binding.